Molecule: messenger RNA, 1131 nt
Organism: Gadus morhua (Atlantic cod)
Lineage: Eukaryota; Metazoa; Chordata; Actinopteri; Gadiformes; Gadidae
Gene: syce2
Product: synaptonemal complex central element protein 2
Exons: 5
Coding region: 153-812 (219 amino acids)
Biological process (GO): synaptonemal complex assembly
Cellular component (GO): central element
Source: RefSeq, a predicted model, not a curated record
AAUCGACUGAGAGGAAUCAGCAGUCGUUCCGAUUGGACCACCGACCACCGGUCACAGAUCUGACGAGUACGUUUUAGUUACUGUUAAAAAACCGUUCGGAUAAAGGUCGUUUCUGAGACUCAUUCUACAGUAUCUGGCUCUACAGGAGAAGAAUGGCAGAGUUUUUCCCUGGGAAAUCUGCGCCCGUCUACCAGUCCACCCCAAAACCCGGGUCCUCAACAUCCAGACCCGAGUCCGACCUCCUGGUCCCGCAGCCCGCCGAGAACCUCUCCAUACAACACGGCACCGGGGACCAUGUGAUGACCAGCGAAGAAUCAGGCGUCAUACUGGACAUCUCCAGCAUCCCCGAGCAAGAGCCCAGCCCCAGCCCUAAGAAGCCCAGGCUGGGAGCCCCCCAGACAGCCUCCUCCUCCUCCUCCUCCUCCUUCUGCUCCCUGCCGUGGUCAGAUGUGGAUGAGCUCGGGAGACGAGCCCAGGAGCUGGUGGAGAGGAUCAACCAGAGCCGGGACCGCGACCAGGAGAUCAUCUGCAGCUUCCAAGACCAACUGCUGUCAAAGGUGGGGGACGUGUGCCAGCAAGUGAAGGAGCAGCUGUUCUCUAGCUAUGAGGAGCAGGGCCAGAGCUUGGAGCAGCAGCUGCAGGAGCUGUCCCGGGUGCUGGAGAGGAGCAGCUCGCUGAGCACCGAGCUCCAGGAUGUCAGCGCCACGCUGUCUGUGAUCAACACAGGCCUGCUGCACAGCCCCCGGGACCACCCGGACCAGCCCAGUCCUCUAGACACCACAGACCCCCUUUAUGAUAAACCAGGUCCGUGAGGAACACAGGAAGUCCAUGUCAGCAGGUGGCGGUUUUGAGCCGGUAGUUAUGUUAUAUUAUAUGUAAUAUUUCACCCUGCUCAACACAUCACUUGAUAAGUGUAAGCCCUGUAAGUCUACAAUGGCAUUUUAGUUCAUAUUCAAUGGUAUUUAAAAACAAUCUUGGGAGCAUUUUGUUUACUUUCCAAAAAUUCUAUGGUUUAUAUUAUAGGUCUGACUUUUGACUGUCAAGAACAGUGAGUCUUUUCAAUUAGGACCCGUUUCAUAUUCACUUUUGAAUACCAAAGUGUAGUCAAAAAAUAAAUCAUUCUUGACCAAA